AUGGUAAUUGAAAAACGUUUAUCUAUUCGGAAAGCUGCAGAAGAGUUUCAUGUCGCAAAAUCUUUAAUAGGCCGUUACGUGAAGUUGAACAAAGAAAAAGAAAAUGUUGAGGUCUUCUAUCACCCUCUGAAUGCUGUCAAGAGAGUGUUUAGUGAUGAAGAAGAAGAGCAAUUGGUUGAAUAUUGGUUAAAGGCAUCCAAGUUGCACUACGGAAUAUGCAAAGAUGACUUUUUAAAAUUAGCAUUCGAAUAUGCAGUAAUUUUGAAAAAACUUAUCCAAGUGCUUGGGACACAAAUAAAAAAGCUGGAACUGCCGUUGAAAUACAAUUUUACAAGCGAAAGGAUCUAUAAUGUAGAUGAAUCUGGCAUGUCUACAGUACACAAUCCAAUGAAAGUUUUAGCGUCAAAAGGAGUAAAACAAGUUGGGAAUACUAAAUCAGCAGAGAGAGGUAAUAAUGUCACUGUUAUUGCAUGCGUGAAUGCACUUGGGAAUUCGGUUCCUCAUUGCAUGAUUUUUCCUAAAGUGCGCUUUAAGAGCCACAUGAUUAAUGGUGCUUCUCCUGAGACUUUGGGGCUUGCAACUCCCAGUGGGUGGUCCAAUGGUGAUAAAUUUGAGGAUUUUUUGAACCAUUUCAUUGAACAUGUUAGACCUAAUAAUGAUAAUAAAGUGCUCCUGAUAUUGGACAAUCACGAGAGUCACAUUUCGAUUAAAAUCAUAGAGUUGGCCAAGAAUAAUGGUAUUGUAAUGUUCACAUUUCCUCCUCACACCAGCCACAAGUUACAGCCUUUAGACAGAACCGUAUUUGGUCCACUCAAGAAAUAUUAUAACAAAGCUUGCAACGAUUGGCUUUUGCAACAUCCUGGAACUCCUCUCACUAUAUAUAAUGUCGCCGAAUGCUUUGGCACUGCUUUUCCAUUAGCUUUUACGCCAUCCAACAUUCAAAAUGGAUUUAAAGUUGCAGGAAUAUGGCCAUUUAAUGAUAAUAUUUUUGGCGAAGAUGAGUUCCUGAGCUCAUAUGUUACUGAUAGGCCUUAUGUAGAUGCUAACACCGUUACGCACACCAGAUUGGAUGUGGCUGAAAUACAACCAAAUAUUGCUCUACCUGGACCAUCACAAUAUGCAAAUAUUGAACAACAAUAUGACAAUAACCAAGUAGCAAUAGAAUCUCCAGCACCAUCUACAUCCACUGGUACUAUAGACACAAACAAAAAUAUCCUUAUAUCACCUGAAGCCAUUCGUCCUUUUCCAAAGGCCCCACCACGUAAGAAUAAUAAUACUAGAAAUAGAAAAGGUAAGACAAGAGUCUUAACCGAUACUCCUGAAAAAGAGAAAUUGGAGCUUUUAGCUGCUAAAAAAGAAAAAAAGAAGUAA
Molecule: messenger RNA, 1371 nt
Organism: Parnassius apollo (apollo)
Lineage: Eukaryota; Metazoa; Arthropoda; Insecta; Lepidoptera; Papilionidae
Source: the annotation of a GenBank genome assembly